AUAAUGUACUAAUGUCCGAUAAAAACUCGACAUUUCCUUGAAUGAAAAAUCGACAAUUACAAUUGCUAAAUAUUGUAAAACGAAAAACGUAUUUAAAUGUCUUUAAUUAAAAAUGGUGUUUAGAAUCUUAAAAUAUUUGAUGAACCAUCAACAAUUAGUGGAUAAGUUAGCAGACUCAAAUUUAAUGAGAAAAAUUGCACGUUUUAUUGUUCACAAAGCAAUUCGUGUAAAAUCUUUGACCGAAGAUAUGAAAUCUGAACAAUUCAAAAAGGCAUUGCAGGAUAUAACCGAGAAGCUUAAGGAUAAAAAGGACUAACUAAAUGGUAA
Messenger RNA from Sipha flava (yellow sugarcane aphid), 327 nucleotides. RefSeq lists its product as uncharacterized. The record is from RefSeq and is a predicted model, not a curated record. The transcript has a single exon. Lineage: Eukaryota; Metazoa; Arthropoda; Insecta; Hemiptera; Aphididae. Bases 113 to 316 code for a protein of 67 amino acids.